Molecule: messenger RNA, 1491 nt
Organism: Striga hermonthica
Lineage: Eukaryota; Viridiplantae; Streptophyta; Magnoliopsida; Lamiales; Orobanchaceae
Source: the annotation of a GenBank genome assembly
AUGCUUUCUCAAACCACCAUUCUCUUCUUCUCUCUCCUCUUCCUUUCUCUCUCUUCAUCCAUUUCAUCUCCCAUUUUCUUCAAUCUCACACUCCCUCAUCAACACCCUAACCCAGAAGCUGAAGCCCAAGAAGUUCAAAGGGUAGUCAAUGCCUCAAUAUCAAGAAGGCGCCAGCUCAUCCUCUCGGGCCCGCCUCUCUCCGGUCCGGCGGCCCAAUGCCUCACCGGCAACCCGAUCGACGACUGCUGGCGGUGCGACCCCAACUGGGCGACCGACCGCCAGCGCCUGGCCGACUGCGCCAUCGGCUUCGGCCGGUCGGCCGCCGGCGGCAAGGGCGGCCGCUAUUACCUCGUGACCGACUCUUCCGACCGAGACCCGGCAAACCCCACUCCCGGCACCCUCCGCCACGCCGUCAUCCAAGACGAGCCCCUGUGGAUCGUGUUCCAAUCGAGCAUGGUCAUCCGCCUAAGGCACGAGCUCAUUUUCAACAACUUCAAGACAAUUGAUGGUCGUGGGGCCCACGUGCACAUAACCGGGAACGGUUGCUUCACGUUGCAAGCGGUGACUAACAUAAUCAUACACAACGUGCGUAUUUACGGUUGUACCCCUUCGGGCCACACGAUCGUGCGGUCGAGCCCGGAGCACGCGGGUUGGAGGGGUAAGUCGGAUGGUGACGGGAUCUCGAUUUUCGGGUCGAGGAACAUUUGGAUCGACCAUUGUGAUUUGUCUCGUUGCACGGAUGGGUUGAUCGAUGCCAUAAUGGGCUCGACCGCCAUCACGAUUUCGAAUAGCUAUUUUUCGCACCACGACGAGGUUAUGUUACUCGGGCACAAUGAUAAUUACUUGCCCGACUCGGGAAUGCAGGUGACUAUAGCGUUUAAUCACUUUGGGGAAGGAUUAGUGCAGAGAAUGCCGAGGUGCAGAAGGGGAUAUAUUCACGUGGUGAACAACGAUUUUACCGAGUGGCAAAUGUACGCAAUCGGUGGAAGCGCGAGCCCGACCAUUAAUAGCCAAGGCAAUCGUUAUACUGCACCGGGAGAUCCUAACGCGAAGGAGGUAACAAAGCGUGUGGACACAGACGAGGGGGAGUGGGCCGGGUGGAAUUGGAGAACGGAUGGGGACAUAAUGGUAAAUGGCGCGUUUUUCGUCCCAUCGGGUGAAGGGCUCAGCAUGCAAUAUGCCAAGGCCUCAAGUGUCGAGCCCAUGUCGGUUGCCCUCAUCGACCAACUCACCAUGAAUGUCGGUGUUCUCGGAAGCCCAAGGAGGAACACCGUUAGCAUGUCCGGUGGUGGAGGAGGAGGUGGUGGAACAAUCCCCGGUGCUGGCGGUGGCAGCAGCUAUGACGGCGACAAUUUUGGCAUGACAUUUGGGAGCGGGGCGGCGCCACCCAACAGCACAUUAAUGUUAUUGUCUCUUCUAAUUAUCUUAGUUUUGUAUACAACUACGACUAACCAUGAUGGUUUAUCGUCGAUACUAUCAUUGUCACUAUAG